Messenger RNA from Meloidogyne enterolobii, 882 nucleotides. The record is from the annotation of a GenBank genome assembly. Lineage: Eukaryota; Metazoa; Nematoda; Chromadorea; Rhabditida; Meloidogynidae.
UUCGUUUAAUCUUAAUCAUCACCACAAUCAAUCUUCCAAAUCUACGCAAGUUUGCAAUAAGUAUAUAUUGAUACUACAAUGCCUUCUCUUCGCUGUUCGUCGCUGUUGUUCUUCAUGCUUCUUAACAUCGUCAGCUAUGCUAGCGGUGCGGAUCUGGAGUCGAUUCUUGAAGAUGCGACGUCGCAAACUCCUAAACAGUGGGAGAGGAUGUUUUUUGGUGUAAUGAUCUAUCUGAUUAUAUCGUUGAUUCUCUUCAUCAACACCUUCCUCAUCUGCCGGUACAAGAGUAAGCCGAAGCAAACGGCGAAAGCUGAGCCAACUCUAAAAUCUGUUGUAAUCAAUGUCCAUCAACGUCCAGAACCGCGUGUUGUUAACCUCUCACUACGCCAGGCGGUGCCUAGUCCCAGUGAUAGACGCUCCAGUUUGGCUGAACCAAGCGAACCUGCGACCCUUGAAAGAAUCAUCAUCACAAAAACUGCACGGCUCAAGGACUCUGAGAGGAGGGCGGCAAAAACGGCACGUGGAGAUGGCCUGUCGCAAAGGGAUAAAGCUCUUAUUCGGGCAGUGGCUGCGUCAACGGCUCGUUCUCUUCGCGAAGUAUCUAAGAAAAGCAAAAGGUCGAGUAAGAAAUCGAGCAAGAAGUCGUCAUCUUCGUCUAGCAGUGAAAGCUCUUCAACAUCAUCGUCUAGCAGUUCGAGUAGUUCAUCUGGCCGCUCUUCGCGAAGCCGCAGCUCUCGACGCACCUCCGGUUCUUCUCGGCGCUCUUCGGAUCGUUCUAGCCGCUCAAGUCGCCGCUCUAGCCGCCGCUCAUCUCGUUCUGAUACAAGCCUUCGCCGUUCGUCUGGCCGUUCCAGUUCAAGCCGUUCAUCACGGCGCAGAUAA